AACUCCCGUUACGCGGUAUCCUCCUAACAUAAAACAAAAGAAAUAAAGAAGAGAAAUAGUCAAAUAACCAAAUUCAUUAUCCGGAGAGGCCAAUCCCUGCAAAAUACGUGAGAUGUCUCUUCAUCAGCCCGAAACCCUGACUAAUAUUAUGCCGGCGAUGCCUAAAGAAGAAGAGGUUAGUACCUCCGAGCCCCAGCAAAAAAUGCCAAAGGUUAAUACGGACCGACCCUGGUACACCGAUUAUGGAAUUUCACAUAACGGUGAGGACCGUUAUGAAGCAAUGGUGAAGUUCAUAAAUGAAUGUGCUGAAUGGGCCCAUGUGGAGGACGAAAAUCUAAGGAAGGAACUCAAGCUUUACACCUAUCAAGUCAAUAUGUACGGCCCAUACGAGGUCGAUGUUUUCCCAGAUUGGCCGCUUUUUUCCAAGGUGCAUCCCAUCGAUUUUGAGGGUGACAAGGAAUUUGUAGAAGUUGUAAAGACUGGGACUAAAUCCGCAAUUGCUCUCUACAACCGGGAACAUAGCCUAGAUGAGAAUAUCAGUCUUGUGAAGAUUGUGAAGGUGAAUCUCAUCUGUGGGUAUGGCAGAAGAUUUUAUAUCACUUUUGAUGCUGAUGUUUCUAUGUCUGGGUUAAGGAAGACCUAUCAAGCUGAAGUGCUCAAAAUCGGAGAUUAUAUUGAUGCUAUGAUGUGCCAUAUUAAACCUGAUUAUAAAAAACCCAAUCCGCCAAUAGGUCUGGAUAAUUGCCCAGCUCUGCAAUUAGGGAUAAUACGUCCGGUCCCUUCGGAGGAAAAAGAGCUGUUUGAAAUUGUGGAGGCUUGUACCGAUAAAGCAAUUGCGUUCUACAAUGAGCAACAUAAUCAAAGUGACGAGGAUAUCAUAUUUGAGAAGAUUUUGAAUGCUCAGUACAAAAUUGAUCAUGGUAAAACAUUUUAUAUUGCUUUUGAUGCGGUUGGUUCUAAAUCUGGGCUAAGAAAGACCUAUCAAGCUGAAGUGAUCUAUCGGAUAUAUUACACUAAAGUUGUGACGUGUCAGCUUGAUCCUGAAAGUGAUGAUGAACUAUGUCAGAUCGAAGAGGAGAUCACAGUGGGGAGCGAGAAGGGUGGAGCGAUCACAAUUGACUGCGAGGAGAGCCGACCCUGCUACUUUGCCUAUGGAUAUAUAAUAGAAAGUGAGAGGUCAAAGCUGAGCUUACAUGAAUGUGCUGAAUGGGCCCAUGUGGAGGACAAAAAUCUAAGGAAGGAACUCAAGCUUUACACUUAUCAACUCCAUACUUACGGCCCAUAUGAGGUCGAUGUUUUCCCAGAUUGGCCACUGCUUUCCAAGGUUCAUCCUGUCGAUUUUGAUGGUGAUGUGGAAUUUGUCGGAGUUGUGAAGACCGGGACUGAAUCCGCAAUUGCCCUCUACAAUCGGGAACAUAGUUCAGAUGAGAAUAUCAUUCUUGCGAAGAUUGUGAAGGCUAACCUCAUCAAUGGGUAUGGUAGAAGAUUUUAUAUUACUUUUGAUGCGGAUAAUUGUGUGUCUGGGUUAAGGAAGACCUAUCAAGCUGAAGUGCUCAAUUUGGGAGAUUCUAUUGAUGCUGUGAUGUGCCAUCUCAAACCUGAUUAUAAAAAACCAAAUCCGCCAAUAGGUCUCGACAAUUGCCCCGCUCUGGUUUUAGGGAAGACAUUUCCGGUCAGUUUGGAGGAUAAGGAGCUUUUUGAAAUUUUGAAGAACUGUACCCAUGAAGCAAUUGCGUUCUACAACAUGCAACAUCCAAGAGACGAGGAUAUCAUAUUCAAGAAGAUUUGGUAUGCUGAGUGCAAAAUUUAUCUCGGUACAACAUUUUAUAUCGCUUUUGAUGCGGUUGGUUCUAAAUCUGAGUCAAGAAAGACCUAUAUAGCUGAAGUGAUCUAUAAGAUAUAUUGCACUAAAGUUGUGGCGUGUGAGCUGACUCAGCUUGCUUCUCCAAGUAAUGAUGAACCAUGUCAGAUGAUUGAAGUGUAGAAAGUGUAGAAGGUGUGGAUAUCAGCGACUAUGUAUUUUGAAGGGGCCACAAAAUAUGCUCUUAUGUAACAAUGACUAGAUCAUAAUGUUUAUCAAGUAAUGAUGUUAAGACAUCACUUGUAGAUAUUCCAAUUUAGUUGCUUUUUAUCUUAAUCAUGAAUUGUUGACGAGCAUAUAUUACCAAUAACGAGAUCUCAAUGGGAAAUAUGGUUCCUAUUUCAAGUUAAUUUAUAUCGUUUGUUAAAUUUGUAUUUGUUCAU
Molecule: messenger RNA, 2244 nt
Organism: Cuscuta epithymum
Lineage: Eukaryota; Viridiplantae; Streptophyta; Magnoliopsida; Solanales; Convolvulaceae
Source: the annotation of a GenBank genome assembly